UUUUGUUUGCACCUUACCCAUUCAUCCCUGGUCAUCCUGAGCUGAGCACCUGGGAGGCCGACAGCCAGGUUGUCCGCAGGUCACGGAGAAGCACAGGCGGGCUGACACCACCGUGCGCCCGUGGGAAGAGGCUGCCAACAUGCUCUGCCCUUCGGAGAGCUCCUGCAACAUCACAGAAACUUUUAAUGUAACGCAGAAGAUGGAGAGCGGAGCCGCGGCGGCUGCUUGGAACCUCAGCGGGAAAACUAACGACACCGACCCGUUUGGGCGCAACGAGGAGGUGGCUAAGAUCGAAAUCACGGUCCUGAGCCUGGCUUUCGUGGCGGCGGUGGUGGGGAACCUGAGCGUCCUGUUGGCCAUGUACAGGAGCCAGAGGAAGCUUUCCCGGAUGCACCUGUUCAUGAAGCACCUGAGCCUGGCGGACCUGGUGGUCGCCUUCUUCCAGGUGCUGCCGCAGCUCUGCUGGGAGGUCACCUUCCGCUUCUACGGGCCGGACUUUCUGUGCCGCAUCGUGAAGCACCUGCAGGUUCUGGGUAUGUUCGCCUCCACCUACAUGAUGGUGAUGAUGACCGUAGACCGCUACAUCGCCAUCUGCCACCCGCUGCAGACCCUCCAGCAGCCCACGCAGCGCGCCUACAUCAUGAUUAGCUCCACCUGGGCGUGCAGCCUGGUCCUCAGCACCCCGCAGUACUUCAUCUUCUCCCUGAGCGAGGUGCGGCCCGGAUCGGCCGUCUACGACUGCUGGGGGCACUUCGUGGAGCCUUGGGGGCUGCGCACCUACAUCACUUGGAUCACGGCCGGGAUCUUUCUCGUUCCUGUGGCCGUGCUCGUGUUCUGCUACGGGUUCAUCUGCAGGACGAUCUGGAGGAACCUUAAGUGCAAGACCCGGAGGAAGAGCGCGGACGCCGUGGUGGAGGCCACGAAGUCCGGGAUCCUUGGCAGGAACUCGGUAAGCAGCGUCUCGACCAUCUCCCGCGCCAAAUUACGCACGGUCAAGAUGACUUUCGUGAUCGUGGUGGCCUACAUGGUGUGCUGGGCUCCAUUCUUCACCGUGCAGAUGUGGUCCGUGUGGGACAAGACCUUCUCUUGGCACGAUUCUGAGAACGCCGCCGUGACGCUGUCCGCCCUGCUGGCCAGCCUCAACAGCUGCUGCAACCCCUGGAUCUACAUGAUCUUCAGCGGCCACCUGCUCUCUGACUUUUUUGGCCUCUUGCCGUGUUGUCAUCGGCUGCGAGACCGGUUCCGGCAGCAGGAUUCAGACAGCAGCAUCCGGCGGACCACACUGCUGUCCCGCCUGCAGGGUCCACGUCUCUCGGAGCCCUUCAGAGACCUCAACUUCACCAUCAAAAACUGUCCACAAGCCACACUUGCAUUAUGACCCUCACAAAACAUGCCUGUUCUGUUAAUAUUGGGUUUGUUGCAGCGAUGAAUGGAGGAGAGCAUGAUCAGUUUUUGUUGGUCCAGUCCAAAGGGGGAAGGUUUACUCCGUGGCACGUCAUCGUUAAGUCAGACUCUGUGGGUUAAACAACAGUUUUCAUGAUGGUUAUUUUAACAUAUUCAGCUAAAAACAAACUUUCUGAUGUAAGAUGCCUGAAUGUGGUCUCAAAAAGGAUUAUUUACCACUCCAUGCCGGUGCUAAGGGGUUAUAAAAAUCAUUUGGAAAGUAUAAUUCUUUAUUUCCUCGGAGAAUGUGUGGAAUUUAAGGACAACUAGGAGAAGAAAGCUAUGUUUCUUUGUAUUAACAUACGUUAAUACAAGUUACGAUUUACAGUUAGAGAUGGAACCACUGAUCCUAUGACUAAAAAGACUAGAUAUAAACACAAGAAGAUGGCUGGUAACUGAAUGUUUUGGACUCAAACCCAGAGUUUAUAUUGUGUAAAACUUAUUGACUAUAACUUUGAUUCAAUUCAUAAAAGUUCUCUUUCCGGUUUGGGUCAAGGCCACACCUUGAACACACCUAUAGUUCUUAGUCAUUCAGUACAAACGCAAAACUCAAGGUUUGACUCAUUUGUUUACCUCAUCCCUUAUAUCCCACUCAUCAUCUCAUCAAUGUUUAAAACAUUCUUUAACUCAAUUCGUUCUCAUCAUUCCUCUUCCCUUUACCCAUUUCAUCACGUUUUCCUCACUGCUAUUUUUUGCAUCUUACCAAACUCAUCCCCAGCAUUCUACCUUAAAACUCUGCUUUACCCCACUCAUUCUCAUAACUUCUCUUUUUAAGACGCACCCAUUCUUCUCUUACAUACCUAUUUUUCAUCCACCUCAUCGCUUCUUACUGCUCCCUAUCACCCUUUUGCCAUUUUUCAUCCCCACCUUUUUUUCAUCCUGAUCGUUUUCUUAUUUUUCCCUUAAAAUACAAUUUAUCCUACUCAUUCUACUUAUAUUUCCACCUCCUUACACCUUUUUAUCCCACUCAUCCUCCUGCUCUUUUUGGACAUCUUUUGCCUUCUCAUUUUUAUCACUCCUCAUGUCUAGCCCUUUUCUUCUCACUCAUCCUUUUCCUGUUACUGUGAUGUGUAAGCCAAAACCUUUUUGACAUGUAAAUAAGUUGUUUACUUAUGCGUUCAAAUAACAUGAGGAGCUGCAGAUGCAAUGAUUGGUUUACAGUACAUAUGCUUGUCCAGAGAUACAUCAUUCAUAACUGUUUACUUCAUGAACUGACAUAAAAAUAGUGCAAACUGCACUUAUAUAUUGAAAAAUAUUCAGUUAAUUAUCCUGAAUGUAUGAUUAUUACUGAGUGCAUUUUUUGUAGCUGUGAUGUCUAAUAUCUUAUUAAAAUCUUAAGGUGCUUUUGGAAAUAUGAUUUAAUCUGGCCAUAUGUUCCUUGUAAUUGAAUAUGCACUUUGUUUAAUAUGAUCAAUAAUGUAAAUAUGUGGUUUGAGGUUUUGUGACAUUUACUUGAAUAUUGUCGCAUUGCUUUGCAUUAGGAUGGUACUGGGGUCCCUCAGGGUAUUGCAGGUGUAAGAUAUUGUACCAAAGUGUUGUGUUCUGUCUGUUGUGCACAUGCUGUAAUAAAAGAUGAAAGUUUUAUGUAA
Messenger RNA from Girardinichthys multiradiatus, 3032 nucleotides. Its product is annotated as arg8-vasotocin receptor-like. Gene Ontology annotation, biological process: G protein-coupled receptor signaling pathway; positive regulation of vasoconstriction; regulation of systemic arterial blood pressure by vasopressin. Gene Ontology annotation, molecular function: vasopressin receptor activity; peptide binding. Gene Ontology annotation, cellular component: membrane. Bases 140 to 1378 code for a protein of 412 amino acids. Lineage: Eukaryota; Metazoa; Chordata; Actinopteri; Cyprinodontiformes; Goodeidae. The record is from RefSeq and is a predicted model, not a curated record. The transcript has 2 exons.